Molecule: messenger RNA, 1582 nt
Organism: Stegodyphus dumicola
Lineage: Eukaryota; Metazoa; Arthropoda; Arachnida; Araneae; Eresidae
Gene: Prp38
Product: pre-mRNA processing factor 38
Source: RefSeq, a predicted model, not a curated record
GAAUUAAGAGUGUGUGUUUUGAUUACUGUGUCUUUCUCGGGUCUCUCUCCGGGAUUUUUGUUUUUACCUUGUUUAUUUUAGUAAAUAUGGCUAAUCGGACUGUAAAAGAUGCACAGUCUGUAAGAGGCACGAAUCCCCAGUAUCUAAUUGAAAAAAUUAUUCGCUCUCGUAUUUAUGACGCGAGAUACUGGAAAGAAGAAUGUUUUGCUCUGUCUGCGGAAUUGUUAGUAGAUAAAGCAAUGGAAUUAAAAUGCGUUGGUGGAGUGUAUGGUGGCAAUAUAAAACCCACUCCAUUUCUCUGCCUUGUUCUCAAAAUGCUUCAGAUUCAACCGGAGAAAGAUAUAGUUAUCGAAUUCAUUCGUCAGGAAGAUUUUAAAUAUGUUCGUGCAUUAGGGGCAUUCUAUAUGCGAUUAGUAGGAACUUCUUUGGAUUGUUAUAAAUAUCUGGAACCACUGUAUAACGAUUAUCGUAAAUUACGGAAGCAAAAUCGUCAAGGGCAUUUUGAAGUUGUGCAUAUGGACGAGUUCAUAGAUGAGCUUUUGCAUGAAGAAAGACUGUGUGAUGUCAUACUUCCGCGUAUUCAAAAGAGACAUGUUUUAGAAGCUAACAAUGAGUUAGAACCCAGAAUCAGUGCUCUAGAAGAUGAUUUAGACGAACCAGAAUCAGAAGAAGAAGAUCUUAAAGAAAAUAUAUCUAAUGCUGUUCAUGAGAAACCACGCUCGAAAACAACUGAAUCAUCUAGGAAAGAUAAGUCGUCCGAAUCACGUCGAAGGCACAGUCCAUCACCACACAGGCAUCGUUCCAGGCAUCAAGAAAGAGAGAGCAGAAGGCAUCAUCGUAGUAGGUCCCGAGAAAAACACCACUCUAAAAGAGAUACUGAAAGGAGACAUCGUUCAAGGUCUCCUCGGAAAAAACGUGAUUAUGACAGAAAAACAAGUCAUUAUAGUAAGCAUUAACUUUACAUAUGCAGCAUUAACUUUACAUAUGUCAUGUAUUGUGCUGAUUACUUACAUUUGACUUUUGUAUAUCUUUUGAUUCAUUAAAAAGUAAAUUCCACUUCAUGCAUUAUUUACUGUGAGAAUCAAUGGCAUCGGAGGAUAUUAUUUUUUAAUAACAAGUCUGUUAUUUUGGCUGUUACAAUGAAAAUUUUAUGAAGUGAAAUUGAUAAUCUCUUUUAAAGUCUAUAUAGAUAAAAUGUUAUUCAGGUUAAUAUUUUUGUAUCCCAGUUCUGCCAAUUUGUAUCAAAUGCAUAAUGGAUCAGAUUCACUGUAUAUCAGGAGACAGAAAAGACCUUUUCUGAUUUCCUAAGUUUUAUUGUUCAUCAGAAAAUAUUACUUUUCCAUUAUGCACCUGCCAUGUUUAUUGGUGUGUGUGAAAUAGAAGCCAAUCACAGAUGUUGGAUCUCGCUGUGUCUUUCAUGUGAGCUAAAAAGCAUGGCAGUUGCAUAAUAGGAUAGCAUCUAGAAAAUAUUUGAUUUUCACCAUAGUGAAAUUAGAUACUCAUAGUUAUUAAUUACCAAUAUGAAUGUUAAAAGCAUUGCACCUGUACUAGGUGAAAAUAAAACAUUGAAAUUUCCAUGAUA